CACAAAGCAACUACAUAAUCUCUUACACAAUUCAAACACAAUUAUAUCAAUUUCAUCCAACAAGAUGAGUUUAUCAAGAUCACUUGUAACCUCAGUUUGUAAAAAAAUAAUCAAACCAUAUUUUCCUACUCCAAUUUCACUUAGAUGUCACAAGUUAUCUUACAUUGAUCAAGCACUUGAUGGAAUAUAUAACCCAUGUGCCUUUUUUUACCCUAAAUUGAGCAACACAUGGUCAAAUAAAUCAAGUAAUGUUAUAUCUGAACAUCUUGAGAAAUCCCUUUCAAAAGUUUUGGCCCAUUAUUAUCCACUGGCAGGGAAAUUGAAUGACAAUGUCUCUGUUGAUUGUAACGAUAACGGAGUUGAGUUCUACAUUACAAAAAUAGAUUGUCCAAUGUCUGAAAUUCUCAAUGACCCUUAUGCUGAUAAGGAAGAUUUAGUGUAUCCGAAAGGAGUUCCUAAUACAUAUUCGUACGAUGGUAGUCUUGCGGUGUUUCAAGUUAGUUACUUCAAUUGUGGCGGAAUAGCAGUCAGUUCAUGCAUGACACAUAAGGUUGUGGAUGGAUACACGAUAUGCAACUUCCUUUACGACUGGGCUACUAUAGCGCGCAAUCCAAAUUCAAAAUUACCAAGUCGUAUAUUUAAUGGAUCGUCUUUUUAUCCACCUACAAAAGACGAUUUGUCAGACAUAACCAAUCACGUCAUGCCAGAAAGAGAAGAAUGUUUGUCCAAAAGUUUUUGUUUCUCUUCAUCUAAAUUAGCUGCAUUGAAAGCUAAGGUCAUUAGUCAAUCUGAAGUACAAAAUCCAACUGACACAGAGGUAGUUUUAGCAUUCAUUUACCAACGGGCCAUGGCUACCAAAAAAGUCAUAUCAGGUUCAAUACGUCCAUCCAUAUUAAAACAGGCCGUGAGUUUACGCCCUCCGUUGCCAGAAACCACGAUGGGAAACGCCAUUUCUCUCAUUUCUAUAAUAACAUCAGAAGAGAAUGAAAUGGAUCUACCACGAGUGGUUGGUAAACUACGAAAGUCGAAAGAAGAAUUUCGACAAAAAUAUAGACAUGCUCAAACAAAUGAGUUUGCAGCUACAACAAUUGGACAGUAUAGAGAAAUGGCUGAUAUGAUUGUCAACAAUCCAUGUCAUGAUCUCUAUAGGUUUAGCAGUCUUAUUAAAUUCCCCCUUUAUGAUGUCGACUUUGGAUGGGGAAAGCCUGAAAAAGUUAGUGCAGCAAGUAAUGGAUCAAUUAAAAACAAUUUUUGGUUGAUAGAUAGUAAAAGUAGGGAUGGAGUGGAAGUACUAAGUUGCAUGAAGGAACAAGACAUGUUAGCACUUGAGAGUGAUGAAGAGUUCCUACAAUUUGCUUCUCCAAGCAACUAAAUCAUAGAAGAGAACAGCCUUGCAAUUCAAUGGGACUGGACUAUGACAAUCCAUUCUGAUUCUCAAUCAGUAUAAAAUAUCUGGUGUCAUUCUAUUUCCAGCAUUUGCUUAUUACAACUUUAUUUUAAGUUAUUAUUUGCUAGAAAAAAUAAUCGACUACUGGAAACAGUUAGUCAACUAAGAAAACCAAAAACAAAUCGCAAUUGACCUCUCCCCUCUUGCGCUUUCAUUGUUGAGUUGAAAUUUGAUGAGCUAUUAUAUUUGAUUACAACUUUUAACAUAGUGAGAUAAUGCAUAUUGUUAAAGUACUCCAUCUGUUUUAAUUUCUAUGACAUUGUUUGAAUUUCCAGAUUCUAA
Capsicum annuum is the source of this 1729-nucleotide messenger RNA. Its product is annotated as acylsugar acyltransferase 3. The transcript has a single exon. The record is from RefSeq and is a predicted model, not a curated record. Lineage: Eukaryota; Viridiplantae; Streptophyta; Magnoliopsida; Solanales; Solanaceae. The coding region runs from base 65 to 1372 and encodes 435 amino acids.